Messenger RNA from Egretta garzetta (little egret), 3196 nucleotides. RefSeq names its product PDZ and LIM domain protein 5-like. Gene Ontology annotation, biological process: actin cytoskeleton organization; heart development; muscle structure development. Gene Ontology annotation, cellular component: filamentous actin; stress fiber; Z disc. The transcript is spliced from 11 exons. Bases 108 to 1637 code for a protein of 509 amino acids. Lineage: Eukaryota; Metazoa; Chordata; Aves; Pelecaniformes; Ardeidae. Gene Ontology annotation, molecular function: actin binding; muscle alpha-actinin binding. The record is from RefSeq and is a predicted model, not a curated record.
ACCACUGGAAAAUAUUUGUCCCACUCUUGGUCAGUCCUGAAACAACCUGUCAUGUAUGAUGUGAUUUUUAUUUCCCCCCCUCCUCAUGUCAUGAAUAUCUGUAAAGCAUGCCUGCAGAUCUACCUAAUGGAGCAGGAGCCCAGGAUACCUGUAUUAAUCUGAAUAAAAACUCCGUAGCUGCCCCGACUUUGGAGGUGCCACCUGUACCAGAAUUUCCAUCCACACCUUUACCACCUAUGAGUGAAAACGGUGCUAGGCCAGAACCUGCGGCUGCUCUUUUGCCGACAGCAGAGUCCUCCCCUGGCAGUUUCCCCUCUCCCAGACUUUCUGAACUCAUUGCCGCAGCAGCUCCUGGGAGAGAAGUUUUGUUUGAGAACCCUUUGGAAGCCUUACCCAAGUGCGCACCUCAUCCCCCUGCAAUUUUUGAGGUUUUAAAUACCAGCAACCAAGUAGCCACAGUGUCUGAAGUGUCAUCUACUUACACUAGGGAAAUAACUGCGGAGUUGCCUGCUCCAGAUGCAGCAAGCUUUCUGACAGCUGAUAAAGCGCCUUCUCUCCCCGUGAAGUGCACCGUGGCCACGCAGACCUCUGAGCUCCUCCUGCCCACCACCACGGCUGUGCAGCCACCUUUGGCAUCCCCCCCUGUGGAAACAGCUCUCGUGCUGCCUCCCACUCCUGCCAGGCAUGAUACAUCUCUGCCUACUUGCGAAACAAGUUAUUUCAGUAAAAUCUCAAGCUGUCAGUCUAAAUCGUCCGUAAGUCAUACAAGCGAUUCCCUGGAGGCUACCCAGUCCGCUGCCUUUACAGCCGCCUCGGCGAGGAGCAUGCCCGCCCGCCAAGAAAAUGCCGACGUGAGACCUGCUCCCGCCAGCACUGCAUCUGCUGCAGCCCUCAAGCCAACGGGAGCCCCGGGCGCUGCCAAGUACUCAAGCUGGCAGCCUGCAAACCAAGCAGCUCCUGCCAGUGGAUGGACAUCAAACAGCGUUAAACCACCUGGAACAACUGACCUGAGUGAAAAAUUUGUGACAGCACCUCAGCUAAAUGAGCAAGACACGUUGGUUCAGAGGGCAGAGCAUAUUCCUGCGGGAAAGCGUACUCCCAUGUGUGCGCACUGUAAUCAAGUCAUUAGAGGACCCUUCUUGGUGGCUUUGGGGAAGUCGUGGCAUCCAGAGGAAUUUAAUUGUGCUCAUUGCAAAACCUCCAUGGCUUACAUUGGAUUCGUGGAAGAAAAAGGGGCACUGUAUUGCGAGGUCUGCUAUGAGAAAUUCUUCGCUCCUGAGUGUUCCAAGUGCCAAAGGAAGAUCCUUGGAGAAGUAAUAAAUGCUUUGAAACAAACCUGGCAUGUUUCCUGCUUUGUGUGUGUGGCCUGUCAUAACCCCAUCCGCAAUAAUGUCUUCCACUUAGAGGACGGCGAUCCCUACUGUGAGACGGAUUACUAUGCCCUCUUCGGUACUAUGUGCCAUGGCUGUGAAUUCCCCAUUGAAGCUGGAGACAGAUUUCUUGAAGCUCUGGGCCACACUUGGCAUGACACUUGCUUUGUAUGCUCAGUAUGCAGUGACAGUUUGGAGGGUCAGACUUUCUUCUCCAAGAAGGACAAGCCACUGUGCAAGAAACAUGCUCACUCUAUCAACAUCUGAUGCUUGGAGCUUAUCUUGUGUAACAAGUGUACUGAGCAGAAAGAAAGGUUAAAAUGUCCGUGUUCAAUAAUUGGUUAAAUUUUUUUGUAUACGAUUUUCUAGAAUGGAAGAGAAAUGUGGGAACUUGCAGAAGGAGUUGUACACUGAUUUUUAGAGCAUUUAUCAGUUAGGGUUUUGCUUCAUAAAGAGAUAGAAAUUGGGAAUGCACCCAAGCCAAACGAUUAGAGUGCCUUUACCUCUACACUUGGCAUGUUACUAUAUUGGUUUCAUGAUUUUAUGACAACAUUGAUAUCUGCUUCAGUAUGAGCAGUGAAACAUCUAUAAAAAUAAGUACCUGAUAUAAGAAGUCUUGGUUUGCUGCUAUUCAGCAAAUAAAAGGAGGUUGGCUUCAGCAAUCCAGAUGACUUUAUUGUGCUGAUGUUCUUUAAAGUUUGUCUAGAAGUAUUGCAGCUAAACUUCAUUAAGAGGAACUCAAAGCAAAGAUAAGAUUAUACGGAACAUAUAGGUCAAUACUGGUAUUUUUAUCUGAUGCUCCUAUACGUGAAGCUUCCUGCACCAUUACACGUACCUGUGCCUUUGCAGUUAAAUCUCUGAUGGAUCUGCAAAGGACAGAGAUUUUUACAAAGCAGUUAAGUGGGGUGGUGACUAUGCUGGUGAACAAGAAUAGUUUAGAAGAUGCCACUUAGAAGAAAACAUAAAAGGGAUACUCUUCUUUAAUUCCUGUACUACCAGAACACCACCCAAAAAAACCUGCUAGUGAAGGUGUGAUUGACAGGAUGGAAAUGCCAGAUCAGAUCUUAAACAUAAGGGAGCAGGGAAUCCCACUCCUAGGUUCGCAGUUCGUGUUUUAGAUAGUUGUAAGUGCCUUGGAAAGGGGAAAUUGCACUGAAUCUGCAGGUAACGGUGUUUUAUAUCGAAAAUGUGAGACUCUGGUGUUGAAUGAGGGAAACUGCUGAAGUGCAACUGAGGACAUUGUUUUUCUCUCAGUACAUUGCUUACCAUUGUAGCUUGUGAAUAUGUAUAUUGGUGGUGUGCCAGGUAGUGUACCGAAAACUUAAUUUCUUGCUCAGCUGUUAGGAUUUUUAUUAGUUUAGGUUUUAUUUCUCUCUUUUCCUCCAGAUGUGGGGAAUAUAUUGUUGAAUAAUAUAGUACUGAGUUAGGCAGCUCAGUAUCUCUCAGUUCUUGCAAGGGAGCGGAGGGACAAAGCUGUCAUUAUGCCUUUACUGCGAGCCAGGAGACGCAGCCAAUUCUGUGGCUCGAUACGAAUUUUGCCUCCAUACAGAGAGUCAGCGCAAGACCUGCGCGCCAGUGAAGUCCCACUUAACUUCAAAUUAGGGCUUAAGUGGUACGGAGCAAUCGUAGGCAGAUAGGGAAGAGGUGGCAACCCUCUGCAUGGGGUGAAUUUCACUCCAGCAGGGUUGCACUAAGGGCCACAUCAGAUUCCUGAAGGAAACUGAAUUUACAUGCUGUUUAAUUCAGUGGGGAUGUCAGAGUUGAACUGUUAGUCUUUAGUGCUCUUUCUAGGAGACUUUAAAAGUAACUAUUUAGUAGUUUUGUUG